Messenger RNA from Strongylus vulgaris, 492 nucleotides. Lineage: Eukaryota; Metazoa; Nematoda; Chromadorea; Rhabditida; Strongylidae. The record is from the annotation of a GenBank genome assembly.
AUGGCUCUCCAGGAGGCUUCUGAAGCCUACCUGGUCGGUCUCUUCGAGGACACCAACCUGUGCGCCAUCCACGCCAAGCGUGUCACCAUCAUGCCAAAGGACAUCCAGCUUGCUCGCCGGAUCCGUGGAGAACUUAGAAUCGCAUCUGUGACCAUAAAAGAUGCUGAUGUUGAAGACGGGAAAUAUGAAGCUUUGAUACGACUUUUAGUUUCAGAAAGUGUUUUCUCAUUCCUUCAUGCCUGGAUGUGUUCACCUUGGGAAGUCAGAACCGUAUCUGUGACCAUAAAAGAUGCUGAUGUUGAAGACGGGAAAUUUGAAGCUUUGAUACAACUUCUAGUUUCAGAACUACACUCGUUACGCGCCACAAUAGAAUUGGCGCCAGAAUUCAAACAACUCAUAAUCUGCCCUGGAUUAUAUGUUGCGCAAAAGAUUGCAUCGGAUGUAAUGACCUGGAAUCUAGGCUACGAGAUUAUGUCUGGUAAUCCCAAAUAA